This is a messenger RNA of Talaromyces amestolkiae, 753 nucleotides long. RefSeq lists its product as uncharacterized. Lineage: Eukaryota; Fungi; Ascomycota; Eurotiomycetes; Eurotiales; Trichocomaceae. The transcript is spliced from 2 exons. The record is from RefSeq and is a predicted model, not a curated record. Bases 1 to 753 code for a protein of 250 amino acids.
AUGGAGCAUACGAGGUCGCGUUCUGCGCAAGAUGCAAGCGAAAAGAGACCCAUAUCAGAGGUAAAAACUCCGAGCUACACGGAUUUUGGAGAUCUGACUGACGAACUGGUCAUGAUACUGCUGCAGGGGUUGAGUGCGCAUGACUCUAGCUUAUCAUCUCAUCUGCAACUUAUAGAAUCGCUCAAAGCCGACUUGACAUCACAGAAAAUCUCGCAGAUCCUAGAUAGUGCGCAAAAGCUGGUUGAUGAAUUUGCGAAAUUGAAGACUCAGCUUACAGCUAGCGGGCAGGAAACGACCAGCGAAAGACAGAGAUUGAACGCCAAAGCGCCCAGCGUACUCAACAAGAUGAACGGUAGUAACCCGAAAGUGAAAAUGGUGGAGACGGCGAAAAGCGGAAUGGCAACAGAAAAAGGAACAAGCAAAAAGCGAUCGUGGGACAAUGACUUCUCGGAGGGACUGGAAUCGGGCAUAGACUACACGAUCAAUCAAUCGUCGCGGAAACGACUGAGAACCACGCGAGAAGUAUCCGGAGAGCAUGACGCUGUAGAAGAUUUUGUGCCUGUUGCGCUUCAAAAGGACGACAUUUCGGAUGAGGUUGAGCGGCGAUUGAGACUAAAGGAAGAACGACGGAAGAAAAUGAGUGCCGAGCCGGAGAAGAAGAGGAAACGCGACAGCACUUCGUCGAACAAUGGAAUCGCAAAGAGUAAAACAAAGCGCUCUCGGGAUGUCAUUACUGGGGAAGUAGACGGAUGA